This is a messenger RNA of Dovyalis caffra, 174 nucleotides long. The record is from the annotation of a GenBank genome assembly. Lineage: Eukaryota; Viridiplantae; Streptophyta; Magnoliopsida; Malpighiales; Salicaceae.
AUGUUACUCUUCGAUCUUCAUAUUGGAGAAGAUGAUCACUCCCAUCCGAGAGGCCUCGAGCCCUAUCGUAGGGGUGCUUACGUCGGGGGACGCCAUAACAUCAAUUCGGGAGAGUUGAAUUCAAAGAAAAUUGAGUCAUCACCUAGUGUUGUCGUCACUAAAAAACUAUCAUGA